AUGUUGCUCAGGCUGCUUUUUGCAGCAUUUCUAUUCCAGCAAGCCAUUGCACUUAAUGAGACCAUUGAUUUGGGAUAUGCUCGUUACCGUGGAAAGGACAUUGGCAAUGGCGUUAUGCGAUGGUCCGGUAUGCGAUAUGCCAGGUCGACAUCGCGGGUAGACGGAUUACGAUUCACUGCUCCUCAGGAUCCUCUCGACCAGCCCGGCAUUACUGACGCGACCAAAUUCGGACCUCUCUGCAUCGGCACUGGAAGCGAACUCGCCAAUGAAUUUGGAGGAGAUCAUUCAGAAGACUGCCUCUUUCUGAAUGUCUUCGCACCAGCCAAGUCCAGCAAUCUCAGUGGUCUACCUGUCUAUGUUUUCAUCCAAGGCGGCGGCUUCAGUGUAAACGGUAACGCCAACUAUAACGGAGCAGAUCUCAUCGACGCUGCAGACAACAACAUCGUUGUUGUCAACUUCAACUACCGCGUCGGACCGUAUGGCUUCCUAGCUGGAAAAGAGAUUACCGCCAACAAGAGUUUGAGUCUGAACAACGGCUUGAAGGAUCAGAGACAAGCACUGAAGUGGGUAAAGAAGCACAUCCAGCAGUUUGGGGGCAAUCCCGGUCACGUCACUAUGGGUGGAGCUAGCGCUGGAGGAGGAUCCGUGGUCCUGCAAUUGACAGCAUACGGUGGGCGUAACGACGACCUCUUCCAUGCUGCUGCAGCCGAGUCUCCUGCGUUUCCACCACUCCGCGAUGUGCCCAAUAGCCAGUGGCAAUUCGAUACUCUUCUCAACCAGACCGGCUGUGCUGAUGUCGCGUGCAUGGCGUCCCUCGAGGCAACUACUUUUCAAAAGGCUGUCCGAGCCUUGAAGAAGCCUUUCCCCGGAGCAACGAACCCACCCAUUUACUUCUGGAACCCUACUCUAGAUCACGACUUCAUCCAAGAUUUCACAUACAACGAGCUUUCCGCUGGCCACUUCGUCAAAGUACCCACCAUCUUCGGCGAUACCACCAACGAAGGCAUCAUUUUCACGCCCAAGGAUAUCAAGUCCAUGCCCUCGGCUGCACGCUUCGUUGCGGACCAAUUUCCCGGCAUCAAGUGGAGCGAUAUCGCGAAAGCGUGGGACGCCCCCAAUGCCCAAUCCGACGCUCGCUGGCGCCAGGUGGCUUCCGACGUUUACGGCCAUAUUCGCUACAACUGCCCCACACUCAACAUCUCCUCUGAGUACGCCGAACAAAGCACCGCCCCCGUCUGGGCCUACCGCUGGAACGUCGGUUCUGCCUCGCACGUUGGCGAACUAAUGCCCAUUUGGAACAACGCCACCUCCGCGGCGGGCGUCUUUAUUCAAGCAUACUGGGCGAGUUUUAUCCGCAGUUAUGAUCCGAACAGACACGUGGCAGACUACCUUGUCGCGGCUGGUGGCGAAGCUGCAAGGGAGCUGGUGAGUCCCAAAUGGGACACAUUCGGCAAUGCGACUGGGACUAGGAUGGAAUUCAAUGAUGGGAAUGCGGUGGCCAUGGGUCCUGUCAAACAGGUUGAGCAUGACCGGUGCAAGAUCAUCACUAGCAUGGGAUUAACGCUGAAGCAGUAA
Molecule: messenger RNA, 1575 nt
Organism: Parastagonospora nodorum SN15
Lineage: Eukaryota; Fungi; Ascomycota; Dothideomycetes; Pleosporales; Phaeosphaeriaceae
Exons: 1
Coding region: 1-1575 (524 amino acids)
Source: RefSeq, a predicted model, not a curated record